Messenger RNA from Podarcis muralis (Common wall lizard), 498 nucleotides. The record is from RefSeq and is a predicted model, not a curated record. NCBI's taxonomy places the organism in Eukaryota, Metazoa, Chordata, Lepidosauria, Squamata, Lacertidae.
AUGACCGCUGCAAACGAAACAGCUUUAAAGCUGAAUGAGACACUUGGAACCCCAGACAAGCCGCUGGACAAAAGCCUUCAAGAAUUGCAGAGGGAUGUUGACAGAAUGAUGGCAUUGCUCAGGAAGAGAAAGCUGGAUGCCCAAGAGAAGGCAGCCCAAGAUGAGCUAGAAGCAGCAGAAGCCCUCUUAAAGAGAGUGAAUAAACUGUUUGGAGAUCCUAGGAAGAGAACAGAGGAGCUCAAAAAUGAAGUCCGAGACAAGCUGGCAGACUACCAAGAUAAAGUUGAUGAUGCUCUAGACCUGCUGAGAGAAGCAACCAACAAAAUUAGGGAGGCAAAUAGACUAUCUGCAAUCAACCAAGGAAAUAUGACAUCUGUGGAGGAAAAGAAGCAAGCUUUAGAAGAUGGACGACAGGCGGUCGAAAACACUCUAAAAGAAGGAAAUGACAUCCUUAGUGAAGCUAAUGACCUUGCAAAUGGAAUCAAUUUAGCUGUGGAG